AUGGUAUCACAACGCACACGAGCUCUGUGGUCAUCGCUCUCACAAAUAUUUCCUCCUCGCGCUCGAUGGUCGACGAACGACAUGCUCGACUUGACCGGUAACGUCGCGCUUGUCACAGGAGGUAACGCCGGCUGCGGCCGCGAAACCGUUAAGGCGCUUCUUUCGCACGAUGCGAAGGUCUACCUCGCGGCGCGAAGCGAGGAUAAGGCUCGGCAGGCUAUCGAAGAGCUGAGAGACGAGACUGGCAAGGAAGCAGUGUUUCUACAGCUUGACCUGGCAGAUCUGGCUGCUGUGAGGUCGUCCGCGGACAAGUUUUUUUCACUGGAACCUAAACUGCAUAUGCUCUUCAACAACGCCGGUGUCAUGGCUCCUCCAGACACUACCUCCUCCACCACGCUUCUCCUACCCGCUCUCCUGGCAGCUAGCGAAUCCGGACACAAAGCGCGCGUGGUGACCACAUCUUCCAUCGUACAUUACUACAUCGACCGCUUCCAUUACGACUGGGUCGUAGAUGGCCCCGCUCGUCGUAAAGUCGGGAUAAGAGACUUGUACAAGAACAGUAAGUUCGGUGAUGCGGUCCUUGCCCGCGAGCUAGCGAGACGAUACGGCGACAAGAUCAUCUCGACCGCUUGCAAUCCCGGCAACCUGCACACAAGUCUGCGGAGGCACAUGUCGCCAUGGCAGGUAGCCGUUGUCAACUUCUUGAUGCUCUAUCCUGCCGAGAAGGGCGCGUUGACGCAGCUCUAUGCUGCUACGGCACCAGAGGGCGAAGACGUGAACGGACAGUUCCUCAUUCCAUGGGCCCGUGUGGGAGAAGCGCACCCCGCGGUCAGCGAUCCAGCACUCGGAGCUGAGUUCUGGCAGUGGUUGGAAGUGCAGUGCAAAGCAUAUGCAGAAUGA
Molecule: messenger RNA, 900 nt
Organism: Peniophora sp. CBMAI 1063
Lineage: Eukaryota; Fungi; Basidiomycota; Agaricomycetes; Russulales; Peniophoraceae
Source: the annotation of a GenBank genome assembly